UGCGUAGGGCCCAUCCCGGGCUUGACGGGUCCCGCAGCCAUGGGGUGCUGGGGUCGGAACCGGGCCCGGCUGCUGUGCAUGCUGUCUCUGACCUUCAUGUUCAUGGUGCUGGAGGUGGUGGUGAGCCGGCUGACCUCGUCGCUGGCGAUGCUCUCGGACUCGUUCCACAUGCUGUCCGACGUGCUGGCCCUCAUCGUGGCCUUGGUGGCUGAGCGCUUCGCCCGGCGGACCCAGUCCACCCAGAAGAACACGUUCGGCUGGAUCCGGGCCGAGGUGAUGGGCGCGCUGGUGAACGCCAUCUUCCUGACCGGCCUCUGCUUCGCCAUCCUGCUGGAGGCCAUCGAGCGCUUCAUCGAGCCCCACGAGAUGCAGCAGCCGCUGGUGGUCCUCGGGGUCGGCGUGGCCGGGCUCGUGGUCAACCUGCUGGGGCUCUGCCUCUUCCACCACCACAGUGGCUUCGGGGACGGGGGCGGGCCCGGCGGGGGCGGCCACGGCCACUCCCACGGGGGGCACGGUCACAGCCACGGCCUCGCCAAGGGGGUCCGGGGCAAGAGCAACCGCAGCGGGGGCAACAACAGCAACGUGACGGAGAGCGAGCGGGCCGCCGACCGGGAGGAGACCAACAACUUGGUCAUCAACAGCAGCAACUCGAACGGAAUGAAGCUGGACCGAGCAGAGGAACAAGCCAGAAAUCGUGCAAUGGAUGUCCAAGUUAAUGGGAAUCUUAUUGGUGAUGAUUCAGACAAUUUAGAUUCCGAAGACGAAGAUAAUAGUGGACAACUUAACAUGCGUGGAGUUUUUCUGCAUGUCUUUGGAGAUGCCUUGGGUUCAGUAAUUGUAGUGAUAAAUGCCUUGGUCUUUUUCUUUUCUUGGAAAUCUUGUUCUGAUGGAAUCUGUAAGAACCCAUGUGUUGCUGAGCCCUGCCAGGCAUUUGUAGGUCUAAUUAAUAGUACUGAACCAGUAGAAGAGGCUGGUCCUUGCUGGGUGCUAUAUUUAGAUCCAACUCUUUGUCUUGUGAUGGUUGGCAUACUUCUUUACACCACUUAUCCAUUACUUAAAGAAUCUGCCCUUAUCCUUUUGCAAACUGUACCUAAACAAGUAGAUAUCAGAAAUUUGAAAAUAGAACUUCGAAAUGUUGAAGGAGUUGAAGAAGUUCAUGAAUUGCAUAUUUGGCAGCUUGCUGGAAGCAGAAUCAUCGCCACUGCUCACAUAAAAUGUCACGACCCUGCAUCCUACAUGGAGGUGGCUAAAACAAUUAAAGACGUUUUUCACAAUCACGGAAUCCAUGCCACUACCAUUCAGCCUGAAUUUGCUAGUGUAGGCGCUAAAUCAAGUGUUGCCCCAUGCGAGCUUGCCUGUAGAACUCAGUGUGCGCUGAAGCAAUGUUGUGGGACCACACAAAAAAGCAAUUCUGGAAGGGAAAUAGAAAGGAGUUCUGCAGUUAGCAUUUCUUGUUUAGAACUUAGUGACAAUUUAGAGAAGCAGCCCAAGAGGACUAAAAUUGAUAGUAUACCAGCUGUUAUGGUAGACAUAAAGAAGAUGCCAGAUAAGCAACCAGAAUCAUCUAUGUAAGUUUUCAACACGUGUGAUGUUCAACUGGUUUUCAUCUGCAAGAGGAAGAGACUCUCUGUUGAAAUCUUAAGUUGCCAAGUAGUAUAAUUGCUGAAGUCCUUGUUUUGGUCACACUGUUUAAUUCUAUUUUUGUAAGAACAUAAUGGAAUUGCAUAACACAAAGUUUUAUAUUACAACUUUGUGAUUAUCAGUGCACAGUACAGCUAUGCUGUAACAAUUUUGGAAAGCCAGUUUUAACACUAUGUUACAUUUUUUUGUUAAAAAUAAGUAUAAACCUUGUAUAACAAUGAUACUUUUGAUUUUAGUUUUCCCGUAGCAAAAUUUAAUUGGGGAUAAAUAAAUUAAAAUUAAUUCGUUACUAGAACUUCUCUGCUUUGUCUUUCCCCUCACCCAAUAUUUUACUUUUAUUUGAGAUUUCUUGAUGAAACUUGAAAUAGUAUUUUUUUUUGUUUCCUUAGUUUAGAUUACAUUUCCCUUUCCCCUUUUGAAAUUAUUACAUAGCAUAAUGGUAGCAUUUUUUUUUUUAAACCGACUCAUGGAUGUUAAUGGGAAAAGUAAUUCCAUUUUUUUUUCCAUGUGGAGCAAUUUUAUCGUUUUACCAAGAAAAAGAUCAAUUACUAUCUUGUAUUAAGUCCUCUUCUUUAUUGCUGAGUAUUAUUCCAGUUGCAAUGUGAGACAAUUAAUGAGAAACUGCAUUUUAUACAUAUAAUAGAGCGUUUGAAGAAGAAUAUAGAAGUUCACCCAACUGAACAUCAUUUAGAUUCUUUUAUAACUUGUUAAUGUUUGGAAGAACAUUUGGAUUGUUUAAAAACUUUCAAUACAUGCAUAAAACACUUGUCUUUCAAAAAAUUAUGAAUAUGUACAUUAUAUAGAGGUGUUCACCAGCACUGCUUAUGUUUGAAAGAAGAUUGGUCUCCAUUAGUAAUACUGAAGGCUCGAAAGUUUACUCAGAGUAUCUAUGUAUAUAAUUUAACUCUUUAAUAGGUGUCUCAAAGAUGCUGUUCUCAAGUUAUUUCAUGGCAUCUAUCCCCAAAUAGAUUUAGAAGAAAGCCGAGUUUUACAAAUAGUGUUUUUGUUUCUUUGUGAGCCACUUACUAGGGAGAAAAAAAAAAA
Molecule: messenger RNA, 2685 nt
Organism: Vombatus ursinus (common wombat)
Lineage: Eukaryota; Metazoa; Chordata; Mammalia; Diprotodontia; Vombatidae
Gene: SLC30A1
Product: solute carrier family 30 member 1
Exons: 2
Coding region: 40-1572 (510 amino acids)
Biological process (GO): detoxification of zinc ion; zinc ion transmembrane transport; intracellular zinc ion homeostasis
Cellular component (GO): membrane; endoplasmic reticulum; Golgi apparatus
Molecular function (GO): zinc ion transmembrane transporter activity; calcium channel inhibitor activity
Source: RefSeq, a predicted model, not a curated record